Malania oleifera is the source of this 1571-nucleotide messenger RNA. RefSeq names its product glycine-rich cell wall structural protein. Bases 57 to 1160 code for a protein of 367 amino acids. The record is from RefSeq and is a predicted model, not a curated record. Lineage: Eukaryota; Viridiplantae; Streptophyta; Magnoliopsida; Santalales; Ximeniaceae. The transcript has a single exon.
UGCAGCUAAAACCUUGACAAACAACCUCUCACUGCCUCAACGUACAUUCCUCCAAAAUGUUGCCUGCCUCUCGCAGAGUUCUUGUGCUUUUAUCUUUCUUCAUCUGUUUUCAUGUUCUUGUACUGAAUGUGGUUGCUAGAAAUGUAGUGAGUGCGAGGCGUGAUGAGGAGAAGCAAGGUGGAUUUGGGGGCGGUUUUGGGGGCGGUGGCGGUUUCGGAGGUGGAGCUGGUGGUGGCGGCGGGUUCGGAGGGGGCGCUGGUGGUGGCGGUGGUGGUGGCUUUGGAGGCGGUGGUGGGUUUGGAGGCGGUGCUGGUGGUGGGCAUGGGAUUGGAGGGGGAAUUGGGAAGGGCGGUGGACUAGGUGGUGGCAUUGGCAAGGGCGGCGGACUUGGAGGAGGAGCCGGCGGUGGAAUCGGUAAGGGUGGUGGCAUUGGCAAGGGCGGUGGACUUGGAGGAGGAGCCGGCGGUGGAAUCGGUAAGGGUGGUGGACUGGGUGGUGGCAUUGGUAAGGGCGGCGGACUUGGAGGAGGAGCCGGCGGUGGAAUCGGUAAAGGUGGUGGAAUUGGAGGUGGUGCCGGUGGUGGGUUUGGAAAGGGUGGUGGACUAGGCGGUGGCAUUGGCAAGGGUGGCGGAGCUGGAGGAGGAGCCGGUGGUGGAUUUGGAAAGGGUCAUGGACCUCAUGACGGAGGAUUCGGAAAGGGUGGAGGAAUAGGGGGUGGACACGGUGGAGGGUUUGGGAAAGGUGGCGGAAUUGGUGGCGGGAUAGGCAAAGGCGGUGGCAUUGGUGGCGGGAUAGGCAAAGGCGGUGGCAUUGGUGGUGGAAUUGGCAAGGGCGGUGGCAUUGGUGGUGGAAUUGGCAAGGGCGGUGGCAUUGGUGGUGGUGUAGGAAAAGGCGGUGGAAUUGGGGGUGGCGGGGGCUUUGGCAAAGGUGGUGGCAUUGGUGGUGGAAUUGGCAAGGGCGGUGGCAUUGGUGGUGGUAUAGGAAAAGGCGGUGGAAUUGGGGGUGGCGGGGGCUUUGGCAAAGGCGGUGGAUUUGGUGGCGGAGUAGGUAAAGGUGGUGGUUUUGGGGGUGGUGGAGGCUAUGGUGGGGGAGGGGGAUUUGGCGGAGGAGGUGGUGGGGGGUUUGGCGGUGGAGCCGGCGGUGGAGGUGGACAUCCCUAGUUAAAUUAAUAUAUAUGGUAGACGUUGCAUGCAUGUUAAGUACGCAUGCAUGUCUUCCGUGUAGUCAUUGUAAUAAAAUAUUAUAGUGUCGUAAUCUUAUAUAUAUAUCUCACAAUUAAGGUCGUGAAAUGCUUUUUGUUAACUGGUGGGGGGGGGGGGGGGGGGGGUGGAGGCUGCUUGCAAUGGUAGAAAGCUGAUGGAAAGUAUAAAAGAAAGAAAUCCAAAAGUAAAGAGGAAAAAAGCUGUUGGAAAAACCAGUACUGGCAGACACAUUCUGCAUAGUGCUUUUUCAGCUCUAGAGCAAUAGGAAAUGCCUCUGAAAAAUUCCUCAAUAAUAUUUGGCAGAGUACUUAAUUAUCGUUUCAGCUUGUAUUACAAAAAUCAGCUUAGUAAUUACUAGUCAUUUGCAUC